Molecule: messenger RNA, 2460 nt
Organism: Lepidothrix coronata (blue-crowned manakin)
Lineage: Eukaryota; Metazoa; Chordata; Aves; Passeriformes; Pipridae
Gene: NEXN
Product: nexilin F-actin binding protein
Exons: 14
Coding region: 150-2153 (667 amino acids)
Biological process (GO): mitochondrial fusion; axon guidance; homophilic cell-cell adhesion
Cellular component (GO): axon; plasma membrane
Molecular function (GO): cell-cell adhesion mediator activity
Source: RefSeq, a predicted model, not a curated record
GUGUCCCGGCGGAGCGGGCGCUCCUCGGCCCCCCGGCCGCGAUGGGCGGCGAGCGCGGGGUGAGCGGUGCGGGCAGAUCGUCUGGGCUGUGCGGUAGAAACUGAAAGCAAUCUUAAAACAUACCAGGUGCAGAGCACAGUACAGUAACCAUGAAUGACAUUGCACAGAAAACUGAGAUUCUGCUUUCUUCAUCUAAACCCGUCCAAAAGUCCUAUGUGCCCAAGCUUCACAAGGGCGAUGUAAAGGAUAAAUUUGAAGCAAUGCAAAAAGCAAGGGAAGAAAGAAAUCAAAGGAGAUCUAGAGAUGAAAAGCAAAGAAGAAAAGAACAAUAUGUUAGAGAGAGAGAAUGGAACAGGAGAAAGCAGGAGAUGAAAGAACUGCUCGCAUCUGAUGAAGACGAUGACACCAAAUUAUCUAAAACAGAAAAAGGUUAUGUCCCAAAACUAAUAGGGACUGUUAAAGGCAAAUUUGCAGAAAUGGAGAAGCAAAGGCAAGAAGAAGAAAGAAAAAGAAUGGAAGAAGAAAGGAAGCGCAGAAUCGAACAAGAUAUGAUUGAGAAAAGAAAAAUUCAAAGAGAAUUAGCCAAAAAAGCUCAGGAGAUUGAGGACUUUAACAAUACGGGAACUGAAUCAGCAGCUGAGGAAGGGGAUGAUUCACUCCUAGUUACAGUAGUGCCUGUGAAACCCACCAAGACACCUGGGAAGGUAAAAAUAAACUGUGAGAACCCAGGAAAGGAGAGAGCAGAGGAGGAAGAAAUGAAGAAUGAAAACCAAUCCCUGAAGGAAACCAAGUGCCUUUCGUCUGUCACGGGUGAGAAUGAAAGCAGUGCCCCCCCGGAGUCUGUGUCUCCUGGGAAGCUGAAGGUGACAUUUGAGGAGCUGGAGAGGCAGAGGCAGGAGAGCCAAAGGCGGCAGGCGGAGGAGGAGGCCCGGCAGCGGCUGCAGGAGGAGAGACGGGCCUUUGAGGAGGCCAGACAGCGAAUGAUAAAUGAAGGUGGGGAUGAAGAAUCUGAAAAUUCUGUUAAAGAAUUCCGCCCUGGGAAACUCAGACUCAGUUUUGAGGAGAUGGAAAGACAGAGGAGAGAAGAGGAGAAGAGGAAAGCAGAGGAGGAAGCGAGGAGACGCAUAGAAGAGGAGAAAAGAGCAUUUGCUGAAGCGAGGAAGAACAUGCAGGUGCUGGAUGAUGAAUCACCAGAAAUGUUUAAAACAUUUUCUCAAGAAUCCCUCGUACCUGGGAAACUGGAAAUUAACUUUGAGGAGCUGCUGAGGCAAAAAAUGGAAGAAGAGAAGAGACGCACAGAGGAAGAGCGUCGGCAAAAGUUGGAAAUGGAAAGGCAAGAAUUCCAACAGCUGAGACAAGAAAUGGGAGAGCUGGAAGAAGAGUGUGAAACUUUUGAGCUGAGCAAAGAAUAUGAAGAAUUAAUAAAGCUAAAAAGAAGUGGUUCUAUUCAGGCAAAGAACUUAAAAAGCAAGUUUGAAAAAAUAGGACAGUUGUCUCAAGAAGAAAUACAGAAGAAGAUUGAAGAAGAGCGAGCAAAGAGGAGAGCAAUGGAUGAAGAAAUAAGAGAAAGAGAAGCUGAAAAAUUCCAGGAGGAGGACGAUGUAGAUGUGAGACCAGCCAAGAAAUCCGAGGCUCCAUUUACUCACAAAGUGAACAUGAAGGCCCGUUUUGAGCAAAUGGCAAGAGCCCGGGAGGAGGAGGAGCAGAGGAGGAUCGAGGAGCAGAAAUUCCUGCGCAUGCAGUUUGAGCAGAAAGAGAUCGAUGCAGCCUUACAGAAGAAAAGAGAAGAGGAAGAAGAAGAAGAGGGAAGCAUCAUUAAUGGUUCUACUUGUGAAGAUGAGGAGGAUCAAGCUCGAUCUGGAGCUCCCUGGUUCAAGAAGUCACUGAAAAACACCUCAGUUGUUGAUGGCGAGCCAGUGAGAUUCACAGUUAAAAUCACUGGAGAACCCAAACCUGAAGUUACGUGGUGGUUUGAGGGGGAGAUGUUGCAGGACUCUGAGGACUAUCAGUACAUUGAAAGAGGAGAAACCUAUUGCCUUUACUUGCCAGAAACCUUCCCAGAAGACGAAGGGGAAUAUAUGUGUAAAGCAGUCAACAACAGAGGCUCAGCUGCCAGCACCUGCAUUCUCACCAUUGAAACCGAUGACUACUAAUGCUCUACCUUAGCUGGAAUCUUUCUUCCCCUCAACUUUCUUACUGCAUCAUCUCUUUCUCUGAUGGGGCCAACUAAAGAAAGCAAGGAUAUGCAUUAAUUUGUCAUUCCUGCAUCAGAAUAACCUUCAAAUUAUGAGUGUGUCUGGAUUCCCUACUCAAGGCAAAAAUCAGUAUUAAAGGCUAAAAAAAAAAAAAGAAUCAAUGUAUGAGAGAUCAACAAAGGAAAAAGCUGAAUUAAAAUAGUGCUCCCCCAUUCCAAGACCAACUGCUGCAUAACAGAAUAAAGCUGAAUACACAACCUGGAAA